AUGAUCCUCCUUUCACCUACCAUCGACAGCUUGGCCAAGCUGCGGAACAUAUACGACAUCUUCUUCAUGGCACUGUUGCUCGCCAAGCAGCUGUUUCGGGAAGCGUCCCGAUCUUGUUUCUUGCAAACGCAUCCAAAACCUGAUGAUCCGUGGCACCUCCAUCCCCGGCCACACCUCGAGAUGGGUGGAGCAGCCUGCCUCUCUCCGGUGCUAAGAGCGAGAUGGAAUUGA
Molecule: messenger RNA, 231 nt
Organism: Podospora pseudocomata
Lineage: Eukaryota; Fungi; Ascomycota; Sordariomycetes; Sordariales; Podosporaceae
Exons: 2
Coding region: 1-231 (76 amino acids)
Source: RefSeq, a predicted model, not a curated record